Messenger RNA from Helicoverpa armigera (cotton bollworm), 4328 nucleotides. Its product is annotated as E3 ubiquitin-protein ligase RNF126. The coding region runs from base 175 to 1293 and encodes 372 amino acids. Gene Ontology annotation, biological process: protein ubiquitination. The record is from RefSeq and is a predicted model, not a curated record. Gene Ontology annotation, molecular function: ubiquitin protein ligase activity. The transcript has 7 exons. Lineage: Eukaryota; Metazoa; Arthropoda; Insecta; Lepidoptera; Noctuidae. Gene Ontology annotation, cellular component: cytoplasm.
CGUUGAAUCAUCUGUGACUUUAUAAAGAAAAAAAAAUCCGGACCAUAGACUCUGCAUGUCUUAUAAAAAAAUGGCGAUUGUUAAAUUUUUGUUGAGAGUUUGAAAGCACAAUCCUCAAGCACAUAUUUAAAGUUUAAAUAUCUGUUGGUGAAACUGUGAACAUAUAUCCUAAAAAUGGCUGACGCUUUGGUAGAGCGGAGACCUACCGCUCGGUUUUUCUGCCACAGGUGUAACAUUGAAUUCGAAGAUGUUUUGCAGGAUUAUACAUGCCCAUACUGCGCAAGUGGUUUCAUCGAACAGCUUGAGAAUGAGACAGAGGGCCUGGCAUUGUCAGGAGACGACUUCAGCGAUGCAGACAUGAGCAAUAUUGAUGAUAUGAGCAAUAUCGAUGACAUGAGCAACCUGGACGACUCAGACGACAUUCACCAUUUGUCACAAGGCACCCCUCCAAUGUUGAACGAUCUAGCAUUCCUAAUGUCAGGCGGCCGAUUACGCGGCGCGGGUCGGCGCGAGACGCUGAUGGAGCAGCUGGUGUGGAUGAUCGGCGGCGCGCGGGCGGGCGCGGGCGCGGUGACGGCCGGCGCGCCCUUCGUGCUGGUGGGCGCGCCCGGCGACUACGUGUUUGGCGGUGAAGGUCUCGACGCAGUAGUAACACAAUUGCUAGGACAGCUAGAAAAUGCAGGGCCUCCGCCCCUACCCCGGGAACAGAUAGCAGCCCUGCCUUCAGUCGUCGUCACUGAAGAACAAGUCGCCGCCAACACAUCGUGUUCUGUCUGCUGGGAGAACUUUCAGUCUGGCGAGUCAGUAUCUCGGUUAGAGUGCGACCACAUCUUCCACGCGAACUGCAUUACACCGUGGCUGCAGCUACACGCCACGUGUCCCAUCUGCCGGCGCUCGCUGCUGCCCGAGGAGGCGGCGGACGCGGCCGAGCCCGCGCCCGCGCCGCCGCCCACUGCGGCCACCGACACCAGCGCCAGCGCCACCACCACCGGCGCCACCACGCCCUCCACACAGGCCCCGCCCACCGACACCUCCGCCAGCCAGUACCGUGAGUCCUUAUCGUCGCUGACGCAGCUGCUGGUGCGGCGGCUGCCGCGGCGCGGGCUGGCGGGCUGGGCGGGGCUGGCGGAGUCCAGCAGCUCGUCGGGCAGCAUGUCCACGGCGUCGUCGGUGACGGCGGGCGGGGUGUGGGCGCCGCCCUCCAACACCAACUCGUCGACGUCGAACUCGUCGUCGUCGCUGAACUCGGCGGAGCGCGAGCGGCAGUACAACAUGGACAUCGACUUCGACUAGCUCCGCGCCGCUCUGCGCGCCUGGUACUGUGAUGUGAUCGUGAUACGACAUUGUUCGAUAGUAAGUUGAAGCGUUUAUUUUUUUAUUUAUGUCGAAAUUGAUGAUAAUAUUUUUCAUAGUGUCACAUAAAUAUGAUUGUACGAGAUCUAUGUAUAAAAUAUAUAGUUAUACCAUUAAAAGUUCUUACAUUCUAGAUAAUACAUCAGCAUAUAAAGGAUCAGUCGGAGUUGUGUGCCUUUGAUUUGUAUUGCAGUGUAGUGUAACAUUUCCAUACGAGAAGACACAGUGGAUGUUUUUCGAAUGUCACAUGCUAUCAUAAAACAGUCGUAUGACAGAGACAAUGGGCGGUGUACAUUUAAAAAUACAUAUUAUGUAACUAAAAGUAAAUUAUUUUGCUACUGUGAAGUUAAUGGAUAAGUUAUUAUUUACAAAAUGUUUAGUUUUCAUCUGUGUACAAAAUUACCUGAGUGAAUAAUGAUGUUGCAUGUUUGUUAAACGCAAUUUUCUUAUUGCAUUGAUUUUAUUCUUUUGUAAAUUUUGUAAAUAAGCAUGUAAGUUUAAGAACUUUGCUAUAAGCUGUAGUAUAUUUAAUACUCAGAUAAAUAGCUGAAUAUAUAUUUCGCCAAAUGAUGUGAUUUUAAAUUGGGUUAAUCGAUAUAAGGGGAUCCUUUUACUACAUGUUUCUAUAAUCAUCUAGUUAUCCAAAUACUUUAGACCUUAAAGGGAUAUUCCAUCUAUGUUGACAAUGCAAGAAUCUUUGAAUUGAUUAAGCACAUAUUUUUUUUGUAUAUAGUGAAUGAGUUCUAAAGAAUAAUACUUUUAUUUUCUGCUUUUGGAAGAAGUGUUUUUUUUUAUAGUGCUGACCUUUUUAUAUGAGCCGCUUUUAACUGGGGAGCAUGCUCGCUACUGAGGACUUAGUGAGUGUGGCAGACGUUAGACGUAGUGUGUGUAGCGUAGCCUACAGUACGCGUGUGUGUGGCGGCCCUAGGCCCGCGUCACACCCAGCGGUUGUGAGAGAAUGAGUACAUUAAAUUAUUUUAUUAUUAAAACUUUAUUUCGACUGAGUGCUGUAUGUAUUCUGUUCUGUUUGCGGUUUGCUCAAGUGUACAAUGAUAAACAAUGGGAUUGAAAAUGUCAUUAAACUACUAACACGUAAGAUUACGUCCAGUCUGUAAGUAGUGGAGUAGUUGCGAGUUGUAGAUGAACACUACUUGUGCUAAGAUAAGACGACUCUACGGAGUGGAAAUGUGUGACCUAUUGAACAUUGAGAUGUCGUGUCGAUCUUAUUUUUGUAAUACGCACUAGGCAGGGACAAUCCUGGUAGAGAUAUCGGGGAGUUUUAUUAAUUCUACAAUGAUACCAGAGUGAGAAGUUUUUAUGAAGAUAUAUUUCAAUAGGAAUGGCAUAGUUGAUAUACUAGUGUUACUUAAUCGAGUUUGUUGAGUAUAUUUGUAAAUAGGCGGGCGCGGGCUCGAGUGCAGCGGGCUCGGGGCCGACGGGCGGCGUGACGUCACACGAGCCCCGCCCGCCUGCUGAUGUAAGGCAAACCGAGCAGCUCACAGCGAGACACCAACACUUCUCAAAGCUAACAAUACUCGAUGUUCCUAUCCAACUUAGGUUACUUACUAGUGUCGAUUGGACAGAUGUGUCACCGGGCCGAGCCGACUGCAUUACUGACCCUCACAUACAAAUCGGAGACGCGAUAAAUUUCCCAUAAUAUUAGAAUGUAUAAAAUUAUAUCUUGCCUAAUUACUGUAACACUGUGUAAGGUAGAAAUCAUUAUCAUACUUAGGCUCUUGGUGAUCCAUGUGUCUCAAAAUAUGCAUUUCAAAUUUUAGAUCCGGAACUAUCUGGGUCUUAAGACUGAUCUCUUAAGUGUUAAUGCUUAAGGUAUAUAAAAUUUGAAAUUGUAUUUUUGUAUAAUCUUCACUUAGUCGUAGAAUAGGCCUAAAAUUCGGAGCAUUAGGUUUGACACUGAAUCUGUGUCCUAAGAACUCGAGGUUAUAGUUGACAGGGGCAGUCGCAUCGCUUAUGAAGUAUUUCCACCUGGUUCAUAUUUAUUGGUAGGUAGGUCGGAACACACCAGUUGUAAGCAAAUUACGGUUGAAAACAAUUAAUUUGAUAUGGAACUUUGUGGUGUGGGCGAGCGUUAUCUAGGUCGAUGUCAGCAGGUGUUUGUAGUGAAAACACAUUAGGAUUUCCGAUCGUCGAUACCGAUAGCUGCAUUUCUGUACUUCGGACUAUCGAUUCGAAUAAAUAUUUAAUGCAAACCUUUCGAACAUAAUCAAGGGUCGUAUAAUUAAAAGCAUAAAUUGUUGCGUACCUUAGCUGUCUUAAAUAAGUAAAUAGAUUUUUUGUUAAAUUAGUAAUCUUAUUUUGGGUUUACAUAAAAUUAACCAGGCUUUCAAUUUGUUAUGUCACUAUUAUUAAGUUAUUUAUCAUUGUACACAAUAUGAAUGCGAGAAUACAUAUUUUCAUAUUUGAAAAAUAUGGAUAUAAGUAUCUUGAAAUAUACCUAAUAUUGUAAAUACAAUAAUUGUCAUUAAAAUUCAAUAAAAAACAGUAUUCCACAAUCACCUGUCUUUUAUUAAAUAUUGUUUGUUGACUUAGAAAACUCCGUUGCUUUGUGGAAUUUAUCGCACGAACAUUUUGUUAAGAGCAGAAAAAUGUAAAAAAAUCGUGUAGUAAAGUUUUUAUUUCCUUGUUACGACUUAAAUGCAUGAAAAACCUGAAAGGUGUGAAAAAAUAGAAUGAAGCAAGAUGUUCGUGUGAUAAAACCGUAAUUUUAAUAAUUGAAUUUUGGGAUUAAAACUAAUAAUUUAUCAUUAUUUAUUUACUAUUUUAUAUUUAUCAUACAACUAAGUAGCGAGUUCGACAAAGUUCUAUAUCAAAUUAUCAACUUUUUUUUUACAUUACAUUAUGUAUAAAGGAAGUCUUAGAGGUUUGUAAAACGUUAAAUUACCAAGAAAAUGUAAAUGUAAAAAAAUAACAUAAAAAUUUAAUGUAAAGUUUGAAAAUAAAUGCAAGUAUAUUGA